Molecule: messenger RNA, 1036 nt
Organism: Tilletiopsis washingtonensis
Lineage: Eukaryota; Fungi; Basidiomycota; Exobasidiomycetes; Entylomatales
Exons: 3
Coding region: 42-1007 (321 amino acids)
Source: RefSeq, a predicted model, not a curated record
CCACCGUCACCGCAUCCACAAUCCACAUUUUCCACGCCACCAUGUCCGAGGCAGCACAUUCAUCGGCUGCGGACGUGUCAUCCGCCAUCACCGCCGCACAGCAGGCCCCGGCGCGCAAGCGCAAGCGUCGUCCGCGCACCGCACCCAAGGCCGCCGGCGAGGCUGCCCGGCCACCGCCGCCCGAGCCGGUGGCCGAGUCGAGCGCAGCGCCGGCCGAGGCAGCCGCACCGCAGCAGGCUGCUGCAGCAAGCAAGCCGGCUGCGCCGCAAGUGGCUGCCAUUCCGCAGCAGACAGCAGCGCCUUCCAAGGGCAAGGCGGCCGCGUCGGCAGCCGACUCGGACUCAGACUCAGACAGCGACGGCGGCGCGGCCGGCGCAGGCGGCGAGGGCGGCAAGAAGAAGCGCAAGCGCAAGCGCACGCGGGCUGCCAAGAAGGACAGGGCGCUGCCCGGCCCGUCGGCAGACCGCAAUCCCGCUGACGAUACGACGCUGGCCGAGAAUGUGCGAAGUUCAUUGUCGUACGCCUACCAAUUCGUGCAUGACAAAGAGGCCUGGAAGUUUGCCAAGGCGCGCCAGCUCUGGCUCGUGCGCAACGCUCUGUCGCUGCCACCAGCCGACGCGGAGACGCAGGUUCCGGCACAAGCGCCGGUCGCAGAUGGCAACGAUGCGGACGAGGAGGCGCCGACGGCCAGCUGGUUUCCUGACCAGUACCUGCCCCUUGUUGGGCGGUACCUCGGCACGAUGCAGGGCGCUGCAAAGGACCGCUUCGUCGCAACGCUGCAAGCAGCCGUCGAUGCGCCAGCCGUGCCCGAGCCGCCCCAAAGCACUGCCGAAGCCCCGCCAGCCGCAGCGCCAGCGCCGGCAGGCGCAAGCACGUCGUUCGGGUCCAUCGCGCUGGCUGCCGAGAGUGCCGGUACCGCGUCCGCAGAGCAGGCCGCCGAUCCGGUGGCCGUGGAGAAGCGGCGCGAACGGGCGCGGACGCUGCUGCGGGCAAUGGGCGCCGCAUGACGAAGCACGACGAUGACAUCGAUUAGGCG